This is a messenger RNA of Chara braunii, 669 nucleotides long. The record is from the annotation of a GenBank genome assembly. Lineage: Eukaryota; Viridiplantae; Streptophyta; Charophyceae; Charales; Characeae.
AUGGAUGACUAUCCGAUGUAUGGGUUGCUUGUUGGGUUCUCCCUUUGGGGGACCCUCUGGCGUCUCCUCUUUCCCCUGGGGUUCUGGCACGCCUUUACGUGUAGAGUAGACACCCGGGGUGGGACCUCCACUAAGCCGUAUACGAAGGAGGAGGAGGCAAAGAUGGCCGCCAUCCUGCAGGAGAAAAAAGAAAGGAAGGAGGCCAAGAAGAAGGCCUUACAGGAGGAGCAGGCGGCCAAGUUGAGAAAGAUUGAGGAGGAGAUGGCCAGAGAGAAGGAGAGAAUAAAAAAGGAAGAAGAGGAGAAGUUGAAAGAGGUGGAAGAGGAAGAGGAAGAAGAUGAAACGCCACUACAAAGGAAGAGGGGGCAGUACAGUGGCAGCAAAGAUAGUGAGAUGGAAAAGCAGAUUUCAGAGUGGGUCGCCAACUUAUUCCUGGGCGAAGAAGAAGAAGUGGCGAUGUAUAUUCCCAAGGAUGAGCAAGAAGCCGCUAUGAAAAAGUGGGAUGCAGAAGAAGAUGUCAUAAAGCGGCAGGCGUUGGAAGAUGAGAAGAGGAUGGAGUGGAAACUGGCAGUGAUGAGGGAGAAGAAGAGGAGAGUAGACGAGGCAGCGUAGGCGGCAGAAGAAUUAGAAGAGGUGAAAAAGAUAGAAGAGCAAUUAGCCGCCCAGACU